Aegilops tauschii subsp. strangulata is the source of this 1185-nucleotide messenger RNA. RefSeq lists its product as uncharacterized. NCBI's taxonomy places the organism in Eukaryota, Viridiplantae, Streptophyta, Magnoliopsida, Poales, Poaceae. The record is from RefSeq and is a predicted model, not a curated record. Gene Ontology annotation, molecular function: protein binding.
AUGGCCGCGUCUGGCUCUUCCCGCCGCCGCUCUCCAUGGCCGGAUCUCCCGGCAGAGCUGCUGGGCCUCGUGCUCCUGCGGCUGCCGUCGCACGCCGACCGCGUCCGCCUACCAGCCGUCUGCCGCGCGUGGCGCUCGGGCGCAAGGCUGCAGCACCCGCUGCCGCCGCUGCUCCCCUGGCUAGCCCUCCCCGACGGCACCUUCCUCAGCCUCCCCGACGGCGCCGUUCACCGCUUGCCCAUCCCGGACGAUGUCUACUACGGAGUCUCGACCGGAGGUGCGCUCUUCCUCAUGCACGACGACGGCAGGUUCUCCCUGACGAGCCCUUCCUCUGCGGCGACCGUCACUCUGCCAGAUCCACCGUUCUGGUUUCGGACAGAUAAUAAGAUCCGCAAGGUGGUGGUAUCGGAUCACCUCGUUGCCGUUCUGGACGAAUUAAAGGUCGCCGUCUAUACUCGCGGCGGCGGUGGCGGCGAGCUAGCAGCAUGGGCUAGCACAGCAUGCAUGGAGUGGGCGCGGCCUCUACACAAUUCCAUCGCUGACAUUGCACUCUUCGAAGGGAAGUUGUACGUCCUCACCCGAGAAGAGGAGCUCCAUGUCCUCGACGCCAACGAUCAGCACAUCACAAACGUCUGCUGCAUACGCAAAAUCCCGAGCCAUGAUUAUUACGUCCACGACCAUAUAUGGAACUUUGUUGAUUAUAUCAGUCGGGACUACCUCGUCGUGUCCGGCGAUCAGCUACUCAGGGUGAAACGAAUGAUACGUAUGCCGUCAAUAUAUAACCCAUGGACGGAUGACACGGGGAUAGAUCUGCAACGGACAUACCAGUUCGAUGUCUUCGAGGCCUCAGACCUGAGCUGCGGCCGUGGACGGUGGAGGGAUGUCAAUACGUUGAUGGGGCGUGCGCUCUUUGUCAGCGAAGGCUGCUCCCAGUCGGUCCCUGCCGCUACCGGCACUGGAAUUCGGCAAGAUUGUAUUUACUUUGUGACCAAAGGUGACAUUAUCACCAUAUGCAACCAGGACUGGCUUGUGAAGUGGGCUCGUGAGAAUCCCUUUCUCGACUCUGGUGUCUACAACAUGAGAGACCAGACAGUAGCACCGCUGCCGUUGGAGACAUCAGCGGCGUCCACGCUGGGGACGCGUGAUGGUAUGUGGCCUCCAGCUUGGCUUUUUCCAAAAACCUGA